Molecule: messenger RNA, 857 nt
Organism: Mangifera indica (mango)
Lineage: Eukaryota; Viridiplantae; Streptophyta; Magnoliopsida; Sapindales; Anacardiaceae
Product: cysteine-rich repeat secretory protein 38-like
Exons: 1
Coding region: 40-774 (244 amino acids)
Source: RefSeq, a predicted model, not a curated record
UUAUACUAUUCCGAAUAAUUAAUAAUAGUCCUUGUAGCAAUGUCUUUCCUAAGAGUUACCUCUACUACUUGUUUGCUAAGCUUUGCUCUCCUCCUGCAAACUGCAAUCGGAGUCACUGAUCCCCUCUUCCAUUCUUGUUCAAACGAAAAUUUCACUGCCAAUGGCCCCUAUGCGACAAACCUCAACAAGCUCAUGGGUUAUAUCUACCACCAAGCUCCUCCCACAGGUUUUGGUCUUGGUUCAAUAGGGCAGGACCCCAACAAAGCACAUGGACUUGCUCUUUGUAGAGGCGAUGUUUCCUCUUCAGAUUGUAAAAGCUGUAUCACAGAAGCAAGCAGGCAGAUUCACCAGAGCUGCCCAUACAGCAAGGGUGCACAGAUAUGGUACGACGAAUGUCUUUUGAAGUACUCAGAUGAACAAUUCUUUGGCCAAAUUGACAAUGGAAGCAAGUUGAUUAUGUGGAACGCCAAGAAUGUGAGCAACCCGGUAACAUUCAAUCAGAAGUCUAAGGAGUUGUUGAGCCAACUUGCUAAGGAAGCUUCUGUAAAACCAAAAAUGUACGCAGCCGGAGAAUUGGAGCUGGGAUAUAACAAUACUAUGAAGCUUUACGGUUUAGCUCAAUGCACCAGAGACCUUUCUCAUAGUAAUUGCAAGAUAUGUCUUGAUGGUAUUAUUGCUGAUCUUCCAAAUUGUUGUGAUGGAAAAGAAGGAGGGAGGGUCAUUACUGGAAGCUGCAUUAUAAGAUACGAGAUUUACCCAUUCCUUUCUGAUUAAGUUCUAGAAUUUUGGAGGGUUAGGGAUCACCCGCCCUAAUUAUGGAUAAUACAGCCUUAUAAUUCUCGUUUGUUGCAUCUGUU